AUGCAUACAUCGUCCAUCAGUGAGGCACUGCUGUUGGCAGAAGUGGGUCCGGAUGCCGUGCAGGUCCUGCGGCCCCACUAUGCUGCUUUGGUGGGCGUUGCUGAUCUAGCGCAGAAUGCCGGAGGCCAGCAGUUGAGGUCGUUGCUUCGACACAUUGGCGAGUUGACCGGUAAGCUUGCUGCUUUGGAGGCGCAACUCUUCAAAGUUGGCGAAGCUUUCGAUGCGGAAUUUGAAAAUUUGGGGGUGCUUGCACAGCAAGAGGAGAUCCGACGACUUCGCAUUGAGCUUCAGGUUCUAGGUUCCCAGCAGCGCCAGCACACACAAGAGUUGGAGGCAGAGCGCUUACGGGCUGCAGGAUCUAACCUCUCGGCAGAGACUCUGGGCCAGGAAAAAGCAAAACUCAAAGCCGCCCUGAGGCGGGUGGACGAGGAUCAGCGUGAGCAGCUGGAGAUUCUGUCUAUGCAAGCCCUUGAAGAAAAGCGCCGAUCGCAGCAGAUGCUGGAGGCAAAGCACCAUGAGCUCAUAGCUUCGCGACAGGCUGCCGGAACGCAAGAGGCAAUGUUGUCCGAGGUCCGGUCCCUGAUGCCGGUUGCUGUUGUCGCAGCACAAUUCACAAAGGAUCCCCACAGCCCAGCCAUGAAGUUGGCCAGGGGUCCAGUCCUUCUUUCAAGUACAACGUCAGUGAGGAUUCCGGUUCUGGCAUUGAGGUGGGGUCCUGGAAUAUCUUUGAACUCCACUCCAGGCUGGGAGGCAGUCAGGGAGGGCUUGUUUUCUUGGCUCCAUCGGCUGCAAACGGGCGUUGCGCAGCCGGAGCAGGCUGAGCUCAACGUCUGUGAAGUGGAUGGUCGCUGGUCUACAGCUCAAGUAUGGCGAACCUGA
Molecule: messenger RNA, 879 nt
Organism: Symbiodinium pilosum
Lineage: Eukaryota; Dinophyceae; Suessiales; Symbiodiniaceae
Source: the annotation of a GenBank genome assembly